AUGGGCGUGGUUUGGGGCGCUCGUGCUACAGACGCACAAAGGCCUGCCGAGGCCAUGGGUGGUGCAGUUUGUUCCCGUCAGGACGGCCAUGGCGCCGCCGCCGUCAGUGGUGGUGGCAUUGGGCGACAGGGGCACCCGUCUCGCUUCGAGGCCAACUCUCAUGCCCAGGUCCACGACAACUUCAGUGCCAACCUCCAUUACUACCACCCCUAUGACCACCGUGCCUUUUCUUCUCACCACAUUCACUCUGCACACCGCACCCUCUCCCCCAUUGUCGUCGAUGUCGCCUCGGCUCCCGACUUGGACGACGAUGAGGACGACGGCUGCUCCUCCCACACAACGCCCAUCACUCCAUACCCUCCUCACUCUGCCGUCCAUGGCCAGUUUCUGCAGCCGAGCCCCGGGUCCGAGUCCCGUCGCUCCAGUCUCGCUUUCCACGAGGAGUCGUCGUCCCCCCACGCCGCGCUCGCCUUUGCGGCGGACCACCAGCAGCCCCGGCCUCAUUCACUGCUCCCGGGCCCGCCACCCGGCUGCCGCGUGGACGGCGUUGACGGCACUGCCUCCGUUUGCCAACCGUCUAGGCCGCCAUCGUCCAGUCGGAGUGACCGGGUCCCCUUUCCGUCUGAUCGCCCCCCGGCGCGGAUGGCUGCAUACACCACCAACCUCGUGUUGCGCGAGGGUCCCCCCUUCGGCUCUCGCUCCCAUGCUGGUCCGGCCGGGGCCCAGGAAUCCACCCACAUGGCCCUUGACGACCCGCAGCACGGUUCCACUGGCCUGCCCCGUGCGGGAGAGCCCGACAGCGAGCCCAACACACCUCUCAUCGACGACGGUCUUGCCUCAACGGCCAGGCGGCCCCGAGGCAGGCCGCGGCUCGAGACCAGCGACGAAACGCCUGCUGAUCGUCGCCGCACGCAGGUUCGGCUCGCCCAAAGAGGGUUUCGCCAACGCAAGGAAGACCACCUCAAGAGCUUGAAGAGGAAGGUGACGGAGCUCGAGAGCGCCAACGAAAGCAUGUGUGCCGAGUUUGCCCAGUUUCACGACUUUUUGCGAGCGGAACGCGUUCUUGACGCCCAUCCCCUUGCUGCCAAACGGUUGCAGAUAAUCGCCGAUAGGUUUUUCGCCUCAGCUCUCGCGGCAAAGGAGGCCUGGGCCGGCAGCGGCGGCUCGCAGUCGUCGGACGUUGAUCACGAAUCGCUCUCUGGGCAUGGUGUCAGCGAAAAUACGGCGUCCAGCUCCGGUUUGCCCAGCCAGAUGCAGAGGUCUUCGGGCCUCGGCCACGCUCAGCAAGGGUAUUUCCCAGCAAGUGCGGCCGCCCCACCCCCCGGACCGAACCUUCACUUCCCGCUAUCCAUGCCUUACGAGAUUGCGACGCAGCCGACCGCCGAGAAUGCCAGCUUCCCUUUCUACGCCUCCAUGCAGUCCAUAUCUUCCGACAUGACGGGGCCAUACUACAACAUGAGCUCAGGCUCAACCGCCGUGAGCCCCAUGUCUCUUGCGGGGCAUGAGACUUUUGGCCGGCGGUUUCAACGGGCCAGCAUGGAGACCGGCUGGCGGCUGAUUACCAUGGCGAAUCCGCCGGCGGAGCGAUACGCGGCCGUCUUCGGCUUUCGUCUCUUCUUUGAGUCGCGGGAGACGAUUAUCCGCCGCCUGAGGUUGUUUUCCGCGGGCCCCUUUCAAUGCGAGCUCGUGCCCGCGCGGGACGAAAAACUGGAUCAUGGGAUGCGCAUGCUGUAUCCCGGAUUCGAACGCGAGUUUUUCAACGCGGACGAGGUCGAGACUUAUCUAGGCCGGCUCGGCAUCUCGAUUCCAGAAAACGCCGAGUUUAUCGAGGCGGAAGUCAAUCUCGGCAGCCUUGAGGAAGCCUCACCCCCAUGGUCUCCGUUUGCCGAUGAGCCCGAGGUGGCCAGAUCGGGGUCGUUUGCCGACUCGCAUGUCGGUUCGUCCGACUCGAUGGCCAGUAGCGCCAGCGGGCCUACUGCGAGCGCAAUCUGGCCGAACAACGGUCUCGAGGCGGAGAAACAGACGACAGCAUCGGCAGCCGGCGGUGGCGACGUUCAGCAGCCGGCGGCCGCAGCACUGGGCGGCAGCGGGACGUCGGGAGCGGCGGACGUGGAUGCGAGAUUCAGCACUUCGAUGUGCAUUCCAAGCGCUGAUAGCAUGUGGGCGUCGGCUGGAAACUGGGCGCGCACCAAGAUUGCGAUUGAUGUCAACAUGUUGAUCAAUGAAAUGGUGCAGAGGUCGAGGGCCUUUACCCCCCUGCUCUGGGCGUCUCCCGGAUCGCUGUCUCAAAUCUCGAUACCGACAUUUGGAAUCAUGGAUAUGGAGUAUGAAAAGCAGCAGCAGCAGCAGCAGCAGAAGCUGUCAGCCUCGGCUGUCGGAAUCAAACCCCGAAUCAUCAUCCACGGCGGCGCGGGUAAUAUCCAACGCGAGCACUUUCCCGCCGACAAGUACCAGGAAUAUCGCUCUGCCCUGCUGGCUAUCAUCCGCGAUACAGACGACUACAUGAACUCGAGUCAGUCCGAGAAACAUGUUGACGGCAAGGGCCGCCCCCGUCCCUCGGCCCUCGACAUCGCCUGCCAUGCCGUCGUCCUGCUCGAAGACAACCCACUCUUCAACUCGGGCCGUGGUGCCGUCUUCACCCGCGACGGCAUCAACCAGCUGGAGGCUUCCGUCGUCGUCUCCCGCGGUCACGCCAAGCACUGUGUCGGCGUCUCGGGCCUGCGCCACGUCCGCAAUCCUAUCCUCCUUGUCAAGCAAAUCCUCGAGUGCGGAGACCAAGAUCUCGCCCCGCGCCCCUCGCCUUUGUCCUCGUCUCUCGCGCCCGCCGACGACGAGCUCGACGUGCCGUCCGCUCAGGGACACACCCUGGUCUGGGGCCGCGCGGCUGAGCAGCUCGCGCGCGACUACGGGCUAGACCUGGUUGACCCCAGCUACUUCUUCACGCAGCAACGCUGGGAUGAGCACAUCCGCGGGCUGCAGCGCGAGAGGCACGGCCGCGGCGCCGCCACCUGGGCUGUCGACGAGUUUGUCCCCCAGGGCACGUGCGGCGCCGUGGCGCUCGACCAAGAGGGCGUCAUCUGUGCCGCCACCAGUACCGGCGGCAUGACCAACAAGCUGACUGGGCGCAUCGGUGACACCCCCAUCCCGGGAGCCGGCUUCUGGGCCGAGGAGUGGGCCGAGCACCGACAAGCCGCUGGCCGCACGGCCUGGGAGAGACUUGUCGACGCUGCGGCGCGGUCCAGUCCGGGCAUUACCCUGUCCGGUCCGUUGAGAGGCCUGCUCGCCGACUGUCUGCCCACGCCUUUCACAUACACGCCUCUCUCUUUCUUGUUGCCCUCCCAGCCCUCCUCCUCUUCGUCUCCUCUCUCCCCCUCCCGCACCGCCACGAUGCGCUCCCUCGGCGUCUCGGGCACCGGCAACGGCGACUCAUUCCUGCGCACCUGCGCCGCGCACACCGUGGCCGCCCUCGCUCGGCACAGGCCGCAGUCGACGGCGCACGCGCUUCGGGCCGUCGCCGGACCCCACGGCGAGCUCCAGCGCAGCGCGGGGGACCGCUGGGCCCGCACGGGCGAGGGCGAGGGCGGCAUGAUUGGCAUCGAGUGCGUCGUGGAGCGCGACGCCGCCAGCGGACGUGUCGUGCGCGCGCGGAGCGACGUCGUCAUGGACUUUAACUGCGGCGGCAUGUAUCGCGCGUGGAUCGACGACGAGGGCCGGCCCGUCAUGAGCGUCUGGACCAACGGAGCUCCGGAUCAUGACCGCCCGUCGUAA
This is a messenger RNA of Hirsutella rhossiliensis, 3768 nucleotides long. Its product is annotated as asparaginase domain-containing protein. The transcript is spliced from 5 exons. The coding region runs from base 1 to 3768 and encodes 1255 amino acids. The record is from RefSeq and is a predicted model, not a curated record. Gene Ontology annotation, molecular function: DNA-binding transcription factor activity; hydrolase activity. NCBI's taxonomy places the organism in Eukaryota, Fungi, Ascomycota, Sordariomycetes, Hypocreales, Ophiocordycipitaceae. Gene Ontology annotation, biological process: regulation of DNA-templated transcription.